AUGAAUUCAACCAUCAGAUAACCACUAUCACAUCAUAACUCAAUCGAUAAGAGAGAAAAUCGACCUGAAACUAAGCAGGAUGCAAAACCAUUCUCAUUCAUAAAACCAGGUGUAUCAAAUUAUCAACCAUUGACAUCAUCUAACUCUUAAUUAACUCCUUAAUCUCCAAUCAUAAAUCCACAAUAGAUUACUAAAUAGUCAAAGCCCAAUUGUUCGAUUUAGGAUUUGGAAACUUUUAUUAAGGAAAUAGACAGAUUACAAUUAGAGAAUUAAAAGCUGAAAGAAAAGACUCAAGAACCUUAAGUGGUGGUGCAACAAGAUCCGAAAUUAGCACUUGAAAAUCAGGAACUCAAAGAUUAAUUGGAUUUCCAUAAACACAAAUGUGAAUUAUAGGAAAAGGGUCACAAUGAUGCAGUAAGAUAAAUUGAUUUAAGUUGGAAAUAAGACAUAGCCAAUUUGAAAUACCAGAUGGAGCAAUAGGAAUCAAAACACAGAUAAGCUUUGAGAUAGGAAUAAUAAUAGGCAAAGCAAGAGAUUGCUAGACUCUAAUAGAACUUAUCAUAAAUAUCUAGUUCAGAUAACAAGAAUUAGAGUCUCGUUUAAGCUUUGGAAACUCAAUUAAUAAAUCUAAAGAAAAAUAAUAACACAUUGGAGGAGAAGUUGUCAUAUGCUAUUUAAUAAUUUGAUUCCUAAUCAAAGGAUUAGGAGUUCACAUUAUUAAAAUAAUAAGCUGUGAUUGGAUCAUAAGAACAACAUGUUGUUGAAUUGAAGAAUAAAUUGACUCAGUAAAGAGAAUAGAAUAAGGAAGUAUCUUAGUAAUUGAACAAAUACAAGGAUGUGGCUGAAACUAAGACUGCAAGUGAAUCUGUGUUAUAAAAAAAGUUGAAGCUUAUUGAAGGUGAUUUUGAACAUUUGUCUUAAACUUAUAAUGAGCACAAGGAUUCAUUAUAAUCAAAGAUAAAUGAAUUGACUUCAAUGUAUGGAAAAUCCUAGGAGUAGAUAUGUCUGUUAUAACAGUAAUAAACUAAAGAGCAGAAUUAAAUUAAGAAGUUAUAAACUUCCUUGGAAAAUUAAGAGAAGAAUCAUUAGAAUGAAAUCAGUGAUCUUCAUAAAUAAAAAUAAAUGUUGAUUUAAUUUUUAGAAUAGGAAUUACUUGGUUAUAAAGAAUAGAAUUAACAAUUGAAAUUGAUGAAUCAGAAGUUGGAAACUUAAUAUAAAGAGAAUCAAUAAUCAUAUUAAUAAAACUUUAGAGAAUUAGAAUGUAAGACUAAUAUGUUAGGAGAUGAAUGCACUAGACUCAAUAAUAUCAUCAAAUAAAAGGAUGAGUAAGUCUUUAGAUUGUAAGUCUAAUUAAAAGAUUUGAUGAAUCUUAAUGGAAAAAAUUAAUCUCAAGAAUAAAUCUUAGAGAAUUUAUAGAUUAAAGAAGGGGAAAUCAAUAUUCUAAAGUAAUAGAAUGACAGUUUGAUUAGUGAUUUAUCAAGGUAAGCUGAGAAUUACAGAAAUCUAGUCCAAUAACAUAAAUAAUUGUAGAAAUAAUCAGAAGAAGUAAAGAUGAAUAGCAUCACUAUCAAUGAAUUUUAGAGUAAAUGUGAAUUGUAAGAUAAGGAGAUUGAAAGAUUACGAUAGAAAGUCUUAGAAAAAUCCUAAUUACUAGAAAAAGUAUAGAAGGAGAACUUAGAAUAUUAGGCUAAGCUGAAAUCAAAGUUAAGAUGAUAUUAUUACUUUUAUUUUAUUACAUAAUAAUGAUUUAUACAUAAUCUAA
Paramecium tetraurelia is the source of this 1762-nucleotide messenger RNA. RefSeq lists its product as uncharacterized. The record is from RefSeq and is a predicted model, not a curated record. The transcript is spliced from 3 exons. NCBI's taxonomy places the organism in Eukaryota, Ciliophora, Oligohymenophorea, Peniculida, Parameciidae.